CAAUGGCUCAAACCUCAAAGGUAUUCUUCUCUUUUGACAGGAUUUUAUAUUGAAAAAGAUUUACUGCACCAUGUGCUCAAAUUAUAUUACUAUCUACUUAAAAUAAUGGCCAAUGGCCAUUGGUUUGUUUUUGCCUCUGUACUAUAAAAAGGAGGCUUAUCUGUAGUUGGAAGACACAAAUUACAUAGUUAACAAUGGAAAUGGAUAGUUUCCGACCUCUUCUCUUCUUAUCUUGGUUUCUUAUUGCCCAUUUCUUCUGUUUAGUAGCCAUAGCAGAGAGAACAACAUACAUUGUCCACUUGGACAAGUCUUUAAUGCCUAAGGUGUUUGCUAGUCACCAUCACUGGCAUUCUUCCACCAUUGACUCCAUCGAGAUUGUAACUCCCGCUUCACUUAAUAGCCGCCAUCCUGUUCCAAAGCUUCUCUAUUCUUAUGACAAUGUAUUUCAUGGCUUCAGCGCUGUUUUGUCUAAAGAUGAGCUAGAAACUCUCAAGAAGUCCAAAGGUUUCAUUUCAGCUUAUAAAGAUAGGUCUCUUGAAGCUCACACUACACAUACCUCUGAGUUUCUUAAGCUCAACCCCUCCUCUGGUCUAUGGCCAGCUUCUGGUUUUGGCCAGGAUGUGAUCAUUGGUGUUCUUGACUCUGGUGUCUGGCCAGAGUCUGCAAGUUUCAGAGAUGAUGGAAUGCCUGAAAUCCCCCAAAAAUGGAAGGGAAUUUGUCGGCCAGGUGUGGAGUUUAAUACUUCAAUGUGCAACAGGAAGCUCAUUGGGGCCAAUUACUUCAAUAAGGGACUAAUGGCCGAAAAUCCUGAUUGGAACAUUUCCAUGAAUUCUGCAAGGGAUACUAUUGGUCAUGGCACGCAUGUUGCCUCUAUUGCUGCUGGUAGCUUUGUCAAAGGAGCUUCAUAUUUCGGAUAUGCUCCUGGAACAGCAAAAGGGGUUGCACCGCGAGCUAGACUUGCGGUGUAUAAGUUUAGCUUUGAUGAGGGAAACUUCGCUUCUGAUUUGAUCGCAGCUAUGGACCAAGCUGUUGCAGAUGGUGUUGACAUGAUAUGCAUUUCCUACGGCUGGCGCUUUAUUCCUUUGUAUGAAGAUACUAUUGCAAUAGCUGCUUUCGGUGCCAUGACAAAGGGUGUGCUAGUUUCUGCUUCAGCAGGAAAUAGUGGUCCUAAUAUGGGAAGUUUAAACAAUGGAGUCCCAUGGAUCUUCACAGUAGCAUCAGGUCAUACUGACAGGUGGUUUUCCGGGACUCUGACACUGGGAAGUGGUCUAAAGAUUAAGGGAUGGAGCUUGUUUCCAGCAAGAGCAAUCAUUAGCAAUUGGCCUGUAAUUUACAACAAGACACUGUCUGCUUGUGAUUCAGCUGAAUUAUUAGCCCAAGUACUUGAUGCUGGACGUAGCAUCAUUGUUUGUCAGAGGAGCGGAGAUGCAGAUGUAGUUACUGACCAAAUGAACUCUGUUGCAGAGGCCAGAGUUGGAGCAGCCAUCUUUAUUACCGACGAUCCAGCAAUACUAAGGUCCACUGAAUUUCCAAAUCCUGGAGUUGUUAUAACCCCCAAGGAAGGGAAACAAGUUAUGAAUUAUGUCACAAAGACUCAUGAACCCAAAGCCAGCAUUAGUUUCCUGGAGACGUAUUUGGACUCAAAGCCUGCUCCAGUUGUUUCUGCAUCCUCAGCUAGAGGCCCCUCUCGAAGCUACCUGGGAGUAGCAAAGCCAGACAUAUUGGCACCAGGAGUGUUAAUUCUAGCCGCCUACCCGUCUAAUAUUGCAGUUGAGAAAAUUGGUACCAAUGUAGAAUUGGCAACUGAUUACUAUCUUGAAUCAGGCACAUCCAUGGCUGCUCCUCACAUUGCGGGAAUAGCUGCAAUGGUUAAAGGUGCACAUCCUGAAUGGAGUCCUUCAGCUAUUCGUUCCGCCAUGAUGACCACUGCCAACUCUUUGGAUAAUACUCAAAAACCCAUAAAAUGUUCUGAGGAUAACAAACGUGCUACACCACUAGACAUGGGAGCUGGGCAUGUUGAUCCUAACCGGGCUUUUGAUCCAGGCCUCAUAUAUGAUGCCACUCCGCAAGAUUAUGUUAAUCUUCUUUGUUCUUUGAAUUUCACAGAGGAGCAGUUCAAAACAAUUGCAAGAUCAUCAGCCAAUCACAACUGCUCAAAUACAUCAUCGGAUAUCAAUUACCCAUCAUUUAUUGCAUUCUUUAGCCCACAAGGGGACUUCACUUGGUUGGAGCAGAAAUUCAGGAGGACAGUAACAAAUGUUGGGAGUGGUGCAGCUAAGUAUAGAGUGAAAGUGAAAUCACCAAGGAACUCCAAUGUUUCUGUGUCACCACAAACAUUGGUCUUUAAGAAGAAAAAUCAGAAGCAGAGUUACAUUUUGACCAUUCGUUACAAAGACGACGCAGAACAAAAAGUCGAAUCUGGUUCAAUAACCUGGGUGGAAGAGAAGGGAAAUCAUACAGUAAGAAGUCCUAUUGUAAUAUCUCCAGAGAUAGAGGUCUGGUAGUGAAACUCUUCAACUAGCACAAGCUCUUGCAUUUUCUAAGUUUGUAAUCUGUGAAAGAGGAUUCUGUCUGAAAUAGCCGGAUUAAGCAUGCUCUUUGAUGUUAUUGUUAAAAUACAUAUUUUCCCUAAAAUAUAAGAGCAUGACUUGUACCUAUAAAAAAAUGUCACCACCAAAGAGGUGGUCUUUUCGUCACUUGGUAGGAAGAGAAUUGUCCAUUUCAAUUCCCUCACAUCCAAAAUAGUAAGCAGAAUAAGAGGAUGGCAUGGUAGAAUGCUGUCUUACGGUGGAAGAGCAACAUUGAUUAAACAUGUUCUCUAAUCUUUACCAAUCUAUCUCCUCUCAGUAGUUUUUCCUCCUAAAACUGUGAUCAAACAAAUUGAAAAACUUGUUGUAAACUUUUUCUGGGGUAUGAAUAAUGAUAGAAACAAAUAUCACUGGGCAUCUUGGCAAAAGAUUUAUAAACCCCAAAAUGAAGGGGGAAUUGGUUUCAGAACCACCGAGGAUGUUUGCAAAUCCAUGGAAAUCAAACAAUGGUGGCACUUCAGAACAAAGGACACUCUUUGGAGUAACUUUCUCAAGGCCAAAUACCGUCAGAGAUCUCACCCCAUCUCCAAAAAAUGGCAUUCAGGCCAAUCACAGACAUGGAAAAGAAUGAUGGCUAACAAGAAACAGG
Nicotiana tabacum (common tobacco) is the source of this 3177-nucleotide messenger RNA. Its product is annotated as subtilisin-like protease SBT3. Gene Ontology annotation, biological process: proteolysis. Lineage: Eukaryota; Viridiplantae; Streptophyta; Magnoliopsida; Solanales; Solanaceae. The record is from RefSeq and is a predicted model, not a curated record. Gene Ontology annotation, molecular function: serine-type endopeptidase activity.